Molecule: messenger RNA, 1084 nt
Organism: Scleropages formosus (Asian bonytongue)
Lineage: Eukaryota; Metazoa; Chordata; Actinopteri; Osteoglossiformes; Osteoglossidae
Gene: hmx2
Product: H6 family homeobox 2
Exons: 2
Coding region: 171-1001 (276 amino acids)
Biological process (GO): regulation of transcription by RNA polymerase II
Cellular component (GO): nucleus
Molecular function (GO): DNA-binding transcription factor activity, RNA polymerase II-specific; RNA polymerase II transcription regulatory region sequence-specific DNA binding
Source: RefSeq, a predicted model, not a curated record
CGCACUUUGAGCUCCGAGAAAAAACAACUUAAAAAACAAAACAAACCUUAAACGUUUGGAGAGCGCGCGUGUGUGCGCCACCAACUCAUACACACACCGCGAGUAAAGAGAGACGCACGCAUGCACAUGUGCGGAAAACUUUUGUUCUCCUUUGGUGGUAUGAAUACAGAAUGAAUGCGACAGAGGACAGCGGUUGCAAGCGGCGCUCGCCGGCCCCGAUCUCCAGCUUUACCAUCCAGUCCAUACUGGGCACCAGGUCCGAGGGCGCGAGAUCGGCUGUGAAGGAGGGCUCCAAUGGAGUGCAGCCGCGGAAACGCACGCUGUCCAUGUCGUCCGAGGAGGAGUGCAGCGGAGGGGAGGAUUCUGCUGAGUGUUUCUGCUCCGAGUCCGGGGGCAGCGACCCAUGCAGCCAGCACAAACCCAUUAACUUUUCCUGUCUGAACAGCCCAAAAGGAAUUGUUCUGGGGCAGGACAUAAAAGAGCGUCGACAGCACUUAACCGAGCCCCUCCAUCAGGAUUACAAGGAGGAGGAAGAGGAGCACGAGGACAGAGCGUGCGGCCAGAUGUCACCCGCCCCCGAGGACAGGCGAAGGGACCGAGCGGACAAGCAGGGCCACGCGGCCAAGAAGAAGACGCGCACGGUGUUCUCGCGCAGCCAGGUGUACCAGCUCGAGUCCACGUUCGACGUGAAGCGCUACCUGAGCAGCUCGGAGCGCGCGUGCCUCGCCUCGAGCCUGCAGCUCACCGAGACCCAGGUGAAGACCUGGUUCCAGAACCGCAGGAACAAGUGGAAGCGGCAGCUGUCGGCCGAGCUGGAAGCGGCCAACAUGGCGCAUGCGUCUGCGCAGACUCUGGUGGGGAUGCCCCUUGUUUUCAGAGACAGUUCCCUGCUGCGGGUUCCAGUUCCCAGGUCGAUCGCGUUCCCCACGCCCCUGUACUACCCCGGCAGCAGUCUCCCAGCACUGCCCCUCUACAAUCUUUACAACAAGAUUGACUACUGACUCCACGUUGAUUUCGGAAAUCAACCCAACACCGAAAAAACAGUUACACCUAAAAAAAGUACAUGCAUAACUUUGUCGAGCAU